UCUGGACCUCCCUCGUCUCUACUAUAUACCGCCUCGCACACCACACUCUUGCCACCUGUUACACGGACUGGUGUGUGUGUGUGUGGCAGCAGCAACAGCAAGUGCCUGCUGCACUUCACCGCAGUGAGACACUCGAAAGAGUUGUUGUGUGUUCUGACUGGUGUUUGAAUCAGUGGAAGACACUCACACACAAGUGAUUGUGUGUUCUGACUGGUGUUUAAAGCAGUGGGAGACACACACACAAGUGGCUGUGUGUUCUGACUGGUGUUUGAAGUAGUGGAAGACACUCACACACAAGUGGCUGUGUGUUCUGACUGAUGUUUACCUCUGUCGAAUAAACAGACAUAAGUGUUUGUUUACAUAUAGUUAGUCAAGUGCUUCACUCUUAGAACAUAAAGUUCCAUAUGAAAGAAAAUGAUAGCAACAAAUUGAUUUUCAUCAUAAAAUAAUCAUCAAGCAUGUUGACGCGAGGCGUGGUCGUGACGGAGCUUCGGGAGGAGGUGAAGCGUUUACGACGAAGCCGUGUGGCGGUCAUCCUUCUGGUCUACGCUGCUCUCGUUCUCGAUAACAUGCUCCUCACAGUCGUCGUACCAAUCAUCCCGGACUACCUGUACCAGCUGGAGCACCAACAAGGACUUAGAGAUGUUUACAGCGACGGUGUUCAACCGAUACCUACAACUGACGAAGAGAUCCCAUCGACCUCGUAUCAACGCCUGUCGCCUCUCUCAGCUCGAAAUCCUCGCUUUCAGAAGCAUCCUUCCAUCUCCACGCUAAAAACCUCCGCGACAGACAUCAUCACACCUCCCGAAUUCUCACACAAAAUACCAAAAGAUGAAUUAAUGUCAGCUCCGAGUGUAGAUUUGUCAACGAAAUAUAAACCCCUUGGAAUGUCGGAACGUCGAGACAUAUUUGCUAAACUGGGCUUGCAACGUCCCCAGGAACGCGUAAACAGGAAAACGUUUUUGAAUGAUAACCUCGUACAGCUCCAGAGUGAGGAUCCCGGAGCCCCACGUUACCAAACUUCAUUUUCCAGGAAGGAAACUGAUGGUAUCCCCUAUAAAAGUUUUCGUGAUAAAGAUGUGAUACAUCCAGAGGCUCAACAUUAUAAACACGUUGGCAAUUCUGAAGCAAACUUUAAUUUUCUAAAAGACACAAAAGCGGAGAGAACCGAUGGAAAAGAGAAGGAAGAACACAAUAUAAGAAGCAACGAAAGCGCACACCAGGCUAAAAAAGGUGGAAGCGCAGCCAAGAAGCAAGCACAGGACGAUAAGUUGAUACCAUUAAGGUCAUUUCCCUUCUUUCCUCAACUCUCUCAAAUGGGCUCAAUAUCUUCACAAUCCGCCCAUCCUAAAGACCAACACUCACUUGAAAGUAUCGAAUCCCAACACGGAGAAGCUCCUCAGCCACUCAGAUCUCAGGGAACCAGCAAGGAUUCCUUACAGCAGGAGGAGCCAGCGACCUCCGGAUACGCCGAAGGCAACGCCUCAGCUUCGUCAAGCACAGUGGCCAGGCUGCCACAGGACAUCAUCAACGAGAACGGGCGGGUGGGGCUGCUCUUCUCGUCGAAGGCUCUGGUGCAGCUGUUGGUGAACCCGCUGGUAGGGCCCCUCACGGCUCACGUUGGCUACUCACUCCCACUCAUCGUCGGCACUCAUAACCUCAUCCUGUCGGCCCUCCUCUUUGCCUACGCCCAGAGCUACGCCCUGAUGUUCGUAGCCCGGAGCCUGCAGGGCAUCGCCUCCUCCUGCAUAGCCAUCGCCGGCAUGGGCAUCAUCGCCGAGUGUUACACGGAGGACGGAGAGCGUGGGCGUGUGCAGGGGCUGGUGAUGGGCGGUAUUGCUCUGGGCGUCCUGCUGGGGUACCCGCUAGGCAGCCUCCUCUACGACUUCACCAGCUCGAAGACGCCGCCUUUCCUGGUGGUGGCUGCUUUCACCGCUGUCUUAGCCGUAGUACAGCUGGCAGUGCUCGAUCCCCGACCCACAUCUGAGAGUGUGGUGAUCUCGACGCCUCUGCUGGGCUUGGUGAAGGACCCCUACAUCCUGGUGACCGCUGGGGCCAUCAUGGUGAGCACAACCGCUAUGGCUGUGCUGGAGCCCUGCCUUCCCAUCUGGCUCACGGACACCCUGCACCCUCAGAAGUGGCAGCUGGGCACGGCGUUCAUUCCGGACAGCGUGGGGUACCUGGUGGGUACCAGUUGUACGGCAGGUCCUGCUUUCCGUCUGGGGCGGUGGAGGGCGGCAGUGAUAGCCAUGCUCCUGGUUGGCCUCGCCACUGCUACAGUUCCGGAGGCGAGGUCCAUGUUGGCCCUAGCUGGACCGCAUCUGUGCCUGGGUAUGGGCGUGGGCACGGUAGACGCCGCCCUCAUGCCCCUGCUUGCCGCUAUAGUGGACGCCAGGCAUGUCGCAGCCUAUGGAGCAGUCUAUGCCAUAGCCCAGGCUGCCGUCGCGCUGGCCUACUUCCUAGGGCCUCUGGUGGGAGGAGUAGUGGUCCAGAAGAUUGGCUUCCCGUGGCUGAUGCGCGGGGUGGCCAUCAUCAACCUCUGUUACUGCCCUGUCCUCUUGCUGCUCAGCACCUUCGACCACAACACCACGGAAACACAGGCCAUCUUGAUGGCUGCUCCGAGGCCCAAGGACUACACCCAACACAUCACCACUAGCGUCCAGCCUCGCGAGACCUCACUGAGGUACCAGCAGCUCUUCGACGAAGAGGACGACUAGAUGUGAACGCAAGUGUUAUAGGCUCGUAGAAUUCAACUAUGGUUCUGGUGGCAGAAUCAAACAGUAGGUCUGGUGGCAGAAUCUAACAGUAGGUCUGGUGGCAGAAUCUAACAGUAGGUCUGGUGGCAGAAUCUAACAGUAGGCCUGGUGGCAGAAUCUAACAGUAGGUCUGGUGGCAGAAUCUAACAGUAGGUCUGGGGGCAGAAUCUAACAGUAGGUCUGAGGGCAGAAUCUAACAGUAGGUCUGGUGGCAGAAUCUAACAGUAGGUCUGGGGGCAGAAUCUAACAGUAGGUCUGGGGGCAGAAUCUAACAGUAGGUCUGGUGGCAGAAUCUAACAAUAGGUCUGGUGGCAGAAUCUAACAGUAGGUCUGGUGGCAGAAUCUAACAGUAGGUCUGGUGGCAGAAUCUAACAGUAGGUCUGGUGGCAGAAUCUAACAGUAGGUCUGGUGGCAGAAUCUAACAGUAGGUCUGGUGGCAGAAUCUAACAGUAGGUCUGGUGGCAGAAUCUAAUAUUCUGGUUCCUCUGAAUAUUGCAACAAAUUUUUCCUUAGACAAUUUGUGCUAGGCCAUUGCAUGCCAUGAAGAAGUAAGCUACCAGAUAAAAUAAGAUUUAUAUGUGAAUUGUCUUCUUGAGAUUUUUAAUUCUCACAAAAUUUCUAUUUAUAUUUUUAGUGUGCAAAGCUUCCGUGAGUUUUAAUAUGCACUGUGCCUAGUUUUUCUUUCUAAGAUAAUACAUUUCUUGAUGCAAGAAAGAAAUAGACUAAUAGACUAUAUUACAAAUGCUUCCCCUGCCCUUAGCAUUAGGUGUUCAUAGGAGGACUUGGCAAACUGAAUUAAUGUCUUCCCAAACAUGUUAGAGUUUGUAUAGAUUUUGUCAGGAACAUUUUUGUCGUUAGAUUUUUCGAUCUUUAAUCUUCAUCACUGGUUUGAACCUGGGUAAAUGCUGGUUAGUUGGGUUACUACUGGAUUAGUGUGCAAAUAUUAAUUCUGACUGGGUAAAUACUGGCUUGGAAAAAAGGGUUGUUGAUCUACGGAAUAGGUAAUGGUGUAAAGAGUAUUACUGAAAGUUCAUAGUAAUGUGAUAUUAAUUGUUAAGUUUUCAGUUCUCUCUCCUCUGAAUGUUGUAUUUAUUUUAACUAUGCAGCUUUUGAUUACUUUUCAAAAUGUUUAUCUUUAAGAUAAAAUGUUGAAUACACAAUUUAAAUAAGCUGCUUCACUUGUUAAUCCAGAAUAUAUAAAAUAUUGUGCUAAUAUUUAUCAUCCAAACAUUGAAUGUGUACCUGAGUUUGCUUUUCUAAAUAUGAUAUUUUAUGUAUAAUUCUUUCAACUGCAUUGUCUGUGUUUUGUAGACUGUUGGGUUUGAUUUAAUCAUGCAAGUUUUGCCUGCACAUCAGAGCACAUUUCGUAAAUGAAUUACUAAGCAUGCAAUGUGCUUUACUCAUGAACAUCACAGGCUGAAUGAACGAGCCACGCCACCUUUAUUUAACACUCAGUUAUACAGUUAGCAUGUUUUAUGUAUAUGAGUAUGUAACAAUACCAAUUGUCUAAUUAGCUUCAAAAGAUUGUCACUUGCUUAGCUAAACGAAUUAUGGGGUUCAGUUCCUGAACCCAUUAUGUGCCUCUGUAAUCCUUUCCACCACUCCCCACGGGAUGGGUAUGGGGUGAAUAAUAAAGAAAGAAAGGGGGAAAAAAAGCACUUAAGUGAACUGUCUGGCUCAUCUGUAAUAUAAACGAACAGAACUCUGUCUUUCCGUGUAUAUACACUGAGGUCUACUCAGCGACUGUUCUACUGUACCACAGUGUAAAGUGCUUUAUUACCCAACUCACACCUCGCAUCAAAUACACGAAUAUUAGCGUUGAUUAUGUACAGCUCAGAGCUGCUCAUAAGUUUAAGUGGACAGAGCCACACUCUCUCCUCUUUGCCAUGUUUCAUGGUGUCCUGCUUGACAUCACUGUAUCCGUGAAUACAUGUACACGCCCCCGUAACCCAUAACUUAACCUACUCAUGUGAAAUGGAAGCGACGACUUAGUAAGAGAUAGAAGUCACAUUGUGGCUAAGACGGUUCGCCAAUGGAUAUUAAAAUCUACUGAAUCUAACCUAACCAAACCUAAUCUUACUUAGCCUAACCUAACUGCGUCUAGUAGUAGUAGUAGGACUCUUGCAGUCUCAGGAGACAAUGGAGUUGCUGGUUGUCGAGGCCGGAGUGGCCUCUCCAGGGCGCAAAGCCAAGCUGAGUCUAACCUAAGGUAAUGCACCUUAUAAAAUAUACAGUUUUAGCAAUUCAGAAAAUAAGCUUUGUCGAACCGCCUUUCGUAUGAUUAAAUCAAACCUUGUUUCACCCACGGUAUUGUGACGUUCUCUACUUCCAUAACUUUGAAUUUCUGGGAAAAUGCGUGGUACAUUGUUCCUAGUACUGUAGUUAGUGCUGCUGAAGUGGCAAAUUUAUUUUUUGUAAUCCUCUAUAUGUGACUUGAGUAUAUGACGAAUAGUCUAGCUAUCUUAAACAAAUAGGAUAUUGUGACAUUUUCACAUAAUUCUCAAUUUAGAAAUAUUUUAUACAUGUAUUUAAUUCUACAAUUAAAUGUGUAAGUUAAGGAGGUGAUUUCAUUGACAGAAACGUCAUUAUCAGUAUUCUUCUAUUUGUAGUGUUCUUCUAUUCAUCAUUGUUGAGCAAGUAAAUAUGUGCAAACUU
Messenger RNA from Procambarus clarkii (red swamp crayfish), 5411 nucleotides. RefSeq names its product synaptic vesicular amine transporter. The record is from RefSeq and is a predicted model, not a curated record. Gene Ontology annotation, cellular component: terminal bouton; synaptic vesicle membrane. Lineage: Eukaryota; Metazoa; Arthropoda; Malacostraca; Decapoda; Cambaridae. Gene Ontology annotation, biological process: aminergic neurotransmitter loading into synaptic vesicle; transmembrane transport. Gene Ontology annotation, molecular function: serotonin:sodium:chloride symporter activity.